UAUGAAAACGUUAUAGGAAACAACGUACAUAGUAAAAAAAGAUCCAGAGAUGAGUUUUAAGUGCGAUUUGUGAUGUGUAAUGGACGAGACAAGUGACACUGAAUGAGAAAUAAUAGUUAAAUAAUUGCCGUUGGUUUCUAUGUUUUUUAGAUCUUUUAAGUAAAAAUAAAAAAUGUCGAAUAACGCUCUAAAACGCGACAACAUAAGCGCCUCGGCGAAUGUUCUGAUGUGCCGCCAAUGGUGGAAGGUAUGUUGGAUGUACGGUGAUCAGGAGAAGUACUACAGGCAACUCUACGGGAAAAAAUCCGAAAACUUGGACAAGAAUGCUAGUGCGAAAAAUAAAAGUUUGCAGCAUUUUCAAAAUUUCUACGAAAACGCUUUGGCCGAUCAAAAGAACGCGUCUCGAGUGAACGAAAGUUUUUGUGUCGAUGAAAUAAGGACAACGCCAUCGCCCGACAGGGAUAGGAAUAGUUCGCCAGGAUUUGAGAGUCUCAACAUCGCAACAGAUUUUGACGAGUAAGUAUUUUUAAUUUGUCAUUAAUACUAAUUAUUGUAAUUCCGUUCAUUGUGCUCGUUAUUUUUGCAAUUAC
Messenger RNA from Psylliodes chrysocephalus, 590 nucleotides. Lineage: Eukaryota; Metazoa; Arthropoda; Insecta; Coleoptera; Chrysomelidae. The record is from the annotation of a GenBank genome assembly.